This is a messenger RNA of Procambarus clarkii (red swamp crayfish), 3527 nucleotides long. RefSeq lists its product as uncharacterized. Lineage: Eukaryota; Metazoa; Arthropoda; Malacostraca; Decapoda; Cambaridae. The record is from RefSeq and is a predicted model, not a curated record.
CCAGGUCGCACGCAACGCCCGCCCGCCCGCCCGCGACUCUCUUUACUGCGCGCUGUCAGUUACGCGCCCGCGAGCGGUCGGCUUCUACACGCGUUGUGAGUGGUUGGCUUCUACGAACGCUGCGAGUAGUUGGUUUUCACGCGCGCUGCUUAAAUAAACAGUUUAGAAAAAACAUUAAAUUAAAAAACCUCCCAUGCCAUAAACGCUUAUUUAGCUAAAAUAAGCUGGAUUUAUCACCAGAGCUGGCGACUGUGGGGGGGAUUACUGUGUACUGAACUGUGAGGGGUCACUGUACUGGACUGUGAGGUGGGGGGUUAUUGUGUAUUGGACUGUGAGGGGGUCACCGUACAUUUGAUUGUCAAGGAAGCUGGCAGCUGACGAUGGUGGAGCCAUGAACCAGGAGCCACAAUCACCGUUGCUACAGACAGUGUGCCACGCUAGUCUGCUGACCUUGGUCACUCUGAUGGCCGACCACGUGGAACAGCUUGACCAGGUGGGUCAACUCUCCCGUCUAGGCUUCAAGAAGGCCACCCACGAGUCUCUCAAGCUGCCGCAGACGAGAUAUGACGACCGGCUCCAUCUGAGGAACAAUGCUGAGACAUUCAACGGCGAUGCGGUCGAAGCUGAGAAACUCCUGCGGGAUUCUUCAGACUUGUUGAGUGCGUCGGAAAAGUCUGAAGUCUUGUUUGGUGAAGGAGACACACGCGAGCUUCCCGAUCUCGUUCUGCCUUGCGCUCCGAUCUACAGGUUCGACGAGGAAGGGGAGAUUUUUCAGCAAGUUAAUACAAUGACGCCCAGCAGUAGUGAAGAUUGCGGGUACCACAGUGGUCCCUCUGAGGUGCACUACGACGAUGCCCCUGUGUGUAACGACCACAGUAAUGACCCUCUGACUCUAUCUGUCACUCCCGACACGGAACUCGUCGACUCCUGGCCUGGUAUAGAUCGACUGUGCGUCGUCAGUGUCGACAGUGGCGCCUCGAACUCAUCCCCGUUCAUCACCUCGGCAGCGGAACUCCAGUCCUUCCCUAACAUCGACGACACACCCACCGACAUCAUCCUAAUGAACCAAUCUAGCACUUUAAACGAGGACGAGACACAAGUUAACGCCAAGGUUAUUCCGGAUAUUAACGUGAUCGCUGAGACAGAAAUGAUGGCGGAGACGAUUCCCAAGAUCGACUUCCACGCCGCGUCCAUUGAGCUCGUAGACGACUACCUCGAAGAUCACUGUCCAGAGAACCAGCUGAGGGACCUCUCCACCACCGUCCUUGGAGACACAGCAAGUUGGCAGGGCUCUCGCUCCACCUCCUCCAGGAAUUACGUGCAGGGACUCCUGAACGCCAGCCCGCAGGAGGUCUCCUACAGGAGGCAGCGAGUGCCUUUCCACACGGUGGUCUUCACGGAAAGGAAACCUUCCACCGGCGACGCCCUGGUCCUCAGUCUUGGCCUCUCAGCCCACGGCGCCAACACCAUUCAAGACAUCGCCUCCAGGAACCAGGGAGCAGCCAGGGAGCGCCUACAGCAGCAGGGAGAGAUGCUACCGUCGGAAAAUAGACUGACGAGACAGUGCGAGUCUUGUGGAGUCUCCCCUGAAGACUGCCUCAAGAAGCUGGGUCUUCACUCUGACCAUGUCGGAUCGCUGACUCCCUCCCCAAAGAGUGAACGCCUCUUGCAGUUCUUCAGAAACAUCCAGCCAGUGGUUCCACGCCCACUCCACGCCCACACGCCUUGUGGCUCCGACCCUCAGCUCGAUCAAACGCAGCAGCAGCCAGCUACGAGGUGCCAGAGUCGAAGUCUGACAAGCUCUCCCGCGCACUCGAGCGGGGACGGUAGGAAGCCUCGCCUCAACACCUUCUGAGAUUAAGCCAUAUCCUCGUCAGAUUGUCCCUAACAGUGAGGACUCUUUAAGUCUUGUGCUGUAGCCACGACUUUUUGUACAUUGUGCUACCUGGGUACUGUAUGUGGGGCAGCAUUUUUCACUCCUGGAAGUGGACCCCUUAGCAUCGAAAUCACCAGAAGGUUCCUGCCCCCUUGGAACCGAGUACACCAGAUGGUUACUGACCCGUUAUGAUCGAAGUCACCUGAGGGUUUCGGACUCCCUUAGGAUCGAAGUCGCCAAAUAUUUUCUAAUCCCUUAUGAUCGAGGUCACUAAAGGGUUUCUAACCCCUUACGAUUAAAGACACAAGUGGGGUUUCUCAAAACAUACUCUUGUCACUUCAAGCAACGUAUUCACAGAGGUGUGUAGGUGCCAACCUCAAGCGCAAACCCACAAGAAACCUUUGAAGCUAAAGAUCUAUCAAAAUGCGUUGUCGCGCAAAAGAAUCACGAUGUCCAGCAAAGUGAUUCUGGAGAACCGUUUAAAAGUUUAGCGGAGAACCACUAAACUUCGUGGAACAUGAAGGCGAGAGAGAGAGAGAGAGAAUGAAUCUUCGCUCGGCACCCAUGUAAGUGCCUUGGAUGGUCUCUCUUUAGAUAAGGAGAGACAAUAAAACAGUUAAACUUAGACAAAAGGAAACCUCUUCUAAAAGCUCGAUAAAGCUUAGUGUAAAUAGGAAAAAAUGGUGGGAAACGUACCCAUGUGUACCAUCUUUUGUAUUGUUGGUGCACCGACACGAGAGCUUUACUAUAGAACACGAGAGCUUUAUAGUGUGACACGGGAGCUUUAUAGUGUGACAUGAGAGCUUUACAGUGUAACACCAAGCUUUACCAUGUGGCAAGAGAGCUUUACAGUGUGACACGAGACCUUUUCAGUUGACAUGAGAGCUUUAUAAUGUGACACCAGAGUUUUAUGUAUUGUUACUAAUAGUACUCAAAUAGAACCAAAGAAUUAUCAAAAUAUUUUGAUACACGUAAAUGACAUUAGCUAAGUGUUCAUAUAUAUAUUAUUAUAUUUAUAAUAUAUAUUUACAAUGUAUAUUUACGAGUCCCCCCACCUCCACCCUCCUCGUAUAACUUGAAUGUUUUCUGUGACGUACAUAGACACUUUAGCUUUUGAAAUAGAUGUUAUCUUCCCUCACAAACAUAAUCAAUAUAUUUAUAUAUGGCUAGUAUAGCAUUAUAUACAUGAAACUAUAUUGCUAAACGCUGGCUUGAUAUCCUGACGCUUGUGUAUCCUCAAGAGCGGAAAUCAUUGGUGUACUUGUAGCCUAGUUAGCCUUUAUGAUUUCCAAUAUCAUUAUGCUUGCCUUUUGUGACUGUUGCUAGUUGUUAAGGCUGAUUGAGUGACGUCGCUCGUGCUAGGAUAAAACAGAGAGCGAGAAGAAUUAAAGGUAAUUACAUUAGCAUGUGUGUUUAAUCUAUACAAUAAACAUAUAUUAUUUCCAAGGUUUGUAUGGGUGUGUUUGACCAAGGCUGCAAUUUGUGGAAACACAAGUGUGAUGUUAGGCUGUAUCCUGUAAUCAAUACAGUAGUGACAAGAAUACAAGCGUGUUGCUACGCUGUAUCCUGUAAUCAAUACAGUAGUGACAAGAAUACAAGCGUGUUGCUACGCUGUAUCCUGUAAUCAAUAAAACAGUGACAAGAACUUUUA